AAAAUUAAUAAUAGGGCAAAAAAUCAAAGAGCAUUGUGUCUCUGUCACAUCUCUCUCUGGUACAAUAGAGGAAGAGAAUGCCCUUUUUUCCGUUUCCCUCCACAGAUCUCCAAAAUUCCCACUGACCCAACCCUAAUUUCGUCCCUAUCUGUACAGAUUAAAUAAAAACCCCCAAAUCUCUCUCUCUCUCUCUCUCUCUCUCUAAUCUCUAGUUUUUUGGGGGGUUUAGCCCUAUCUCUCAAAGCCAGCGAUCGAAAUAUAUGAUUCUAGAACCUUCAUGAAUCUUCACCAAGCUACAUCCCUUCAUGGACGAGCGUAAUCCCUACGAUGCCUGAGCUGCGUAGCCACGCUCGCAGAAAUCGGGCCUUCUUCAACCCUAACCCGAAUCCAAACCCGAUUGAUAUUCUCCCCCAACCUGAUUCCAACGUCAAAAAGAACAAGUUCACUGUUCGCACUCGCCAGAGGAGAACCGCACAGAACAGGAAACAGAAAAACGCGAUCGUUGCUGCCGUUGAUGAUAACAAGCUUAACAACAACGAUAACAAAAGCAAUAAUAUCGUGAGCGGUGCUGGUUUUGAAACAACACCGUCUGGAAGAAAGGAAGACGAAGAUAUUAAAGAGGUUAGGGUUUUGAGAGAAGAGGUUGCCGAGAAGAAGAUGGACGAGUACGAUAGUGGCGGCCGUAGCGGUGAUAAAGGCCCCGGGGCUGAAGAUGAGGGAAGCACAGCGCCGCUUCCCGAGAAGGUUCAGGUAGGUGGUUCCCCAACGUACAGAAUAGAAAGAAAACUGGGGAAAGGAGGCUUUGGACAAGUGUAUGUUGGUCGACGAAUUGGCGCUACUGGUCCAGGAGCUGUAGAGGUAGCUUUAAAAUUUGAGCAUAGAAGCAGCAAAGGAUGUAAUUAUGGGCCACCAUAUGAGUGGCAAGUUUACAAUGCACUUGGUGGUAGCCAUGGGGUGCCUCGAGUUCAUUACAAGGGCCGGCAAGGUGACUACUAUGUUAUGGUUAUGGAUAUGCUUGGACCUAGCUUAUGGGAUGUUUGGAAUAAUAACUCACACACGAUGUCCAUUGAAAUGGUUGCAUGUAUUGCCAUUGAGGCCAUCUCAAUCUUAGAGAAGAUGCACUCCAGAGGAUAUGUGCAUGGGGAUGUGAAACCUGAGAAUUUCUUGCUUGGUCCUCCAGGAACUCCAGAUGAGAAAAAACUUUUUCUUGUUGACCUAGGAUUAGCAACCAGGUGGCGAGAUAGUUCAAGUGGUCUACAUGUUGAGUAUGACCAACGUCCAGAUGUUUUCAGGGGAACUGUACGGUAUGCUAGUGCGCAUGCUCAUCUCGGUAGAACUGGUAGCAGAAGAGAUGAUCUAGAGUCUCUGGCUUACACACUCAUUUUCCUCCUCCGUGGUCGAUUACCUUGGCAAGGAUAUCAGGGUGAAAAUAAAGGCUUUCUUGUUUGUAAGAAGAAGAUGGCCACUUCCCCAGAAACUUUGUGUUGCUUUUGCCCUGCACCUUUCAGACAGUUUGUUGAGUAUGUGGUGAAUUUGAAGUUUGAUGAGGAACCAAAUUAUGCAAAAUAUAUCUCUCUUUUUGAUGGGAUUGUUGGUCCAAAUCCAGAUAUUAGGCCAAUAAAUACUGAUGGUGCUCAGAAGCUUAUAUAUCAAGUAGGGCAAAAGAGAGGACGGUUAACAAUGGAGGAGGAAGAGGAUGAACAGCCAAAGAAGAAGGUUCGAAUGGGAAUGCCUGCAACGCAAUGGAUUAGUGUGUAUAAUGCUCGUAGGCCUAUGAAGCAACGAUAUCAUUAUAAUGUGGCAGAUGUGAGGCUUCCCCAACAUAUUGAGAAAGGUAAUGAAGAUGGGUUAUUUAUCAGCAGUGUGGCUUCUUGGUCAAACCUAUGGGCCCUUAUUAUGGAUGCUGGCACUGGUUUCACUGCUCAAGUUUAUGAGCUCUCACCAUACUUUCUUCAUAAGGAAUGGAUUAUGGAGCAAUGGGAAAAGAAUUACUAUAUCAGUGCAAUUGCAGGAGCUAAUAAUGGGAGUUCAUUAGUCGUAAUGUCUAAGGGGACACAAUAUUUGCAGCAAUCCUACAAAGUUAGUGAUUCAUUUCCCUUUAAGUGGAUCAACAAAAAGUGGAGGGAGGGUUUUUAUGUGACUGCCAUGGCCGCUGCUGGAAGCAGAUGGGCAAUUGUUAUGUCACGUGGUGCUCCAUUUUCUGACCAGGUUGUAGAAUUAGAUUUUCUCUAUCCAAGUGAAGGUAUUCAUCGGAGGUGGGAUAGUGGCUACCGCAUCACUUCAACUGCUGCAACAUGGGAUCAAGCUGCUUUUGUUCUUAGUGUUCCAAGAAGAAAACCCGCAGAUGAAACUCAGGAGACCCUUCGAACUUCUGCUUUUCCUAGUACUCAUGUGAAGCAGCGGAAACGUGGAAGAGGUCCUUUUAUACAUGCCUAAAAGUUUUUGCUGAGGAACUGCUAUGAGACCAACCAAUUUUGAUUUGGUUAGCUGCUAGGAUGCUUGGAAUUUGCCACUUUCUUCUUGCUUGCUACCCGGAUGAGGAUUUGUUGAACCAUGCCAGUGAUGCCUCUGCUGUUUCAGGACUAUAGAAUAUUAAGAUCUUCAGUAUAAGCUGUUUCGGGACUUUCAUCUGAGCUAAAUAAUGCUUUUGUGACAUGUUAUUUUCUUUGAGACUAUACCUUAUUUGGUGUGGGUUGUGAUUGACCAGUCUAAACUCGAACAGAUUGUUAGCAACAACUAUUUUCCUAACGUCUGGGUAUUGGUUUUAGAGAACGUAUGCUGAAGUGUAUAGGAAGAACAGCAUGUUUAACUGGUCUGGGCAUUUGUUCAUUGUUAUCACUAGAGCUCCAUCAAAUGCCAGCAGUGAGAUUUGAUGUAUGGUAGCCAUUGUUGGUCAAGUGCCUGUAAUAUCUGUACCUCAAUUUUUUCAUUCGUGUAUAAUAUAACUAGUUAGCAAAGGUAUGUUUUCAAACAUGAUGAACUGUUUGUGUUAAGUUUAGACUGGGAGAAGAGCUCAGAAACAGGCUCAAGAUAAGAAUGAGAGAGUUGAAGAAAAGAGCUCAAAGGAAAAUAUGAGAGAGUUGGAAGAAGAAUUGGCUUUCUCUUUUACUUAGAGGGAAUGAGGGUAUUUAUACAAGUUAGUUUGUACCAAAUGAUCAAAAUACCUUUGGUCCAAUUGUGAGUUACUUUUUUAAGAUAAAAGAUAAUUAUAACCUUAUGACUUAAAAAUGCCUUAAUAUUAAGUCCCAUAAAAACAAUCUAAAAAUUUAGAUGAAGGUUAAGCUAAGAUGUUUGAUCUAUUUUGGAUUUAGUCGAUUUGUUAAGAUUUAAGGAUACAUUCGAGUUUAGACUUUGAAUGUUGAUUUUGUUGUCUAAUCUUUUAAUGAUGAGUGGUUUGAGGUAUCGAUAUUAUGAUUCAUUUGACAUGGAUGAUUAUUGGGAUCUCAAUAGUUUGAUUUUGUUUGCUAAUUAUUUAAUUUUGAUUGGGGUUAAUAGAUGACUAAUCUACAGGUAUUUAGGUCAUCUAAGUUAGUUACCAAUAAUCGACAUGACACUUGAUAGAUUUUAUAAUGAGAUUUUAAAUUCAUUUGUGUCGAUAGAAUUUAUAUUGAGGUGGAUUUGUGUCAAGGUGAUUUACACCAAAGUGAACAUGUGCUAAGGUAAUUUUUAGAAAAGUGAAUUUGUUUCGAGGUGAAUUUGGUAAAUUUGAACUCUUGCAAAGAUAAUUUUAUUAAGUGAAGUUUUAUUGAAAAAAAAUUUACUAGGGUGAGCUUUUUUGAAGAUAACUUUUAUUAUAGUGA
Molecule: messenger RNA, 3800 nt
Organism: Durio zibethinus
Lineage: Eukaryota; Viridiplantae; Streptophyta; Magnoliopsida; Malvales; Malvaceae
Product: casein kinase 1-like protein HD16
Biological process (GO): protein phosphorylation
Molecular function (GO): ATP binding; protein kinase activity
Source: RefSeq, a predicted model, not a curated record